Propithecus coquereli (Coquerel's sifaka) is the source of this 2626-nucleotide messenger RNA. RefSeq names its product C1q and tumor necrosis factor related protein 6 (gene C1QTNF6). Bases 124 to 915 code for a protein of 263 amino acids. The transcript is spliced from 3 exons. The record is from RefSeq and is a predicted model, not a curated record. Gene Ontology annotation, molecular function: protein binding. NCBI's taxonomy places the organism in Eukaryota, Metazoa, Chordata, Mammalia, Primates, Indriidae.
GCUGGGCCUGGGGUUCUGGGCCAGCAGCCACUUAGUGCUGCUGACAUGGGCCAGGGAGCCAGAGGCCCUGCAGUGGCCCAGGAUCCAUGAGCCAAGCGGGAGGCCGCAGGACACAAGGUCGCCAUGGGGAUAGCCACCCUGGGUCCCCUCUGGGCUGCCCUCCUGCUCCCUCUCUUGGUGUUUGGGGUCCCCACAGAAGAGCCCACCUCCAGGGAAGCUGUGGCCUCCACCCCCACUGGGGGCUGCCAACGGUGCUGUGACUCCCUGACCCCUGCUGAUGCUGCAGAUGUGUCCCCAGCCUCUCCGUCCGCCCUCCCGUAUGUCCUGCCUGAGGUCAGGCCCUACAUUAACAUCACCAUCCUGAAGGGUGACAAAGGGGACCGAGGCCCACUGGGCACACCAGGGAAGCUGGGCAAGGAGGGUCCCCGGGGGGACCGUGGCCCACAGGGCAGCAAGGGCUCUAAGGGGCAGGCGGGCAGCCCGGGCGCCCCGUGCCAGACGCACUUCUCGGCCUUCUCGGUGGGCCGCAAGACGGCCCUGCACAGCAGCGAGGGCUUCCAGCCGCUGCUCUUUGACACGGUCUUCGUGAACCCCGACGGGCACUUCGACAUGGCCGCCGGCCGCUUCGUUGCCCCCCUGCGCGGCCUCUACUUCUUCAGCCUCAACGUGCACAGCUGGAACUUCAAGGAGACCUACGUGCACGUCGUGCACAACGAGGAGGCGGCCGUCAUCCUGUACGCGCAGCCCAGCGACCGCAGCAUCAUGCAGAGCCAGAGCGUGAUGCUGGCCCUGGCGCCCGGCGACCACGUCUGGGUGCGGCUGUUCAAGCGCGAGCGUGAGAACGCUGUCUACAGCGACGACGUCGACACCUACAUCACCUUCAGCGGCCACCUCAUCAAGCCUGAGGACGACUGAGUGCCUCCAGGUCACCGUCCCAGAGGGGCAGCUCAUGUGCCGGGUGGCCGUGGGCAGGUCCCGUCCCCUGCAGGGCUCGGAUUGCAUCUUGUAAGCGGGUGUGGGGUGGGCAGGUGGUCCCCAAAGACCUGGCAUUCUGGGGAGGCCCCCCUACUUUCCUUACCGCCAUCAUCCCUCCCAAACCAUUUCUGCUCCUCUCUCAUAUUUUGGAUCUAUUUUAAGAGACUUUCUACCUAAAUAUUCUAGAUCUUUCCCAACCAUGUAGCCCAGCACUUCUCACACUUCAAUGUGCACGUGCAUCACGUGGGGCUCUUGUUAAAAUGCAGAUUCUGAUUUAGCAUCCAGAGGGGGCCCAGGAUUCUGCAUUUCUAACAAGCUCCUGGGUGACGCCGAUGCUAUCAGUCUACGAACCACACUUGAGUAACCGCAUUCUAGAACUUUCCCAACAUCCCAGUACUUUCUGAACAUUCUGGAAUCUUCCAAACAUUCUGGAAUUCUCCCAUUACUCUAGGACUGCCCCUCUGCCUUCUCUCUGUCUCCUCUGUGGCCACCAUUCAUUUCCUCACUCACCAAACGCUGAGCGUCUCUGUGCCGGCCCGGGAAGGGUGCGCUAAGGCAGACACAGCCUGCCCCUGCCCUCAGGGAGCACCUGUCCGGCCCAGGUGGGGAGACAGACGAGUACGUGGAGAUUUUACGCAGACGCAGAGAGCACGCAGGGCUCUCCUGGGCGGGUCUGUGUCUGGGUGUCCAGGCGCUGCAGGUCUUUCCUAACACACUGCUCCCCGAGGUAGGGGGUAUCCCCUUCCCGUUCCUCGCCCUCCUCCUGCCCAACGCCCCUCAUUAAAGCAAGCCCCAGAGGGGCCUUGGCCGGGUCAAGGGUCCUGCGAGGAGAGGACUCAGGGGUUUGGAGUCAUUGGGGGGUGGAGGGGGCCCCUGGGGAGUGCAGCCCGGACCCCCAGCUCCCCGCACAGCCGGCGUGGUGACCUGUGAGGACUCCUGCCCCCCACACUGGCAUCCCCUCCCAGCCUCCUCCCAGGGCUCUGCCAGGGCCUUGCUCAGUCUCUCCUGCCAAAGGUCUCUGAGCCUCAGUUUCCCCAGGACUUCCAGCCACUGUCAGACACAGAUGUCUGUCCCUAGGUGCUCUCUGACCCUCCUUGCCCCUCACACCAGCCCAGUGUCCCCAACUCUCCAGGCUUUAUCAAGGUGCUAAGGCCCUGGUGGGCAGCUGCUGCCCACAGAGCCCUCCUCCGGCCUGGUGCUGCCCCGUAUCACCGGCAGGUGAUGGGCCAAGACGGAAGGCGUGAGGCUUUGAGCGCUCCUCAGGCAUGGGGGCCUGAAGCAGGCAACGUUCCAGGUCAUUCAGGGGCCCUCCUCUGAGCCAUGUUGCCCAGAAAGGCACUGGGGGAGGGCGAGGCAAGGAGGGGACAGCAGGCCUCUGUCUCUUCUCCCUGGCGGCCCCCAGCCUUCCUCUCCCCCACCCCAGGUGGCCUGACCUUCCCAGGGAGGGGCGGCCGCCACCUAUUGGUGCUUCUGCAGACUCCGGGGCAGAGGGCCCCCAGGGGGUGGUCUCUGGUGCUCACAGCCACGGGAGCCAUGGCCACGUGGCCAGGUCAUCGGAGCAGGGCCUGAGCCAGUGCCAGGAAGACUGGUGCAAUGACCACCCCGGCCUGCCCGCGCCCCUCCCUGCUUGUCCAGCGUGAUUAAAGGAUGC